AUGCCUAGUGUAAAAGCAACAGUAAAAACAGAAGCUCUACCAGUCAAACGUUCAAGAGGCAGACCUCGCAAGAUUGCUCCUGCUUCUGCCACUACUGCUGCCCUCAAAAGAAAAGCAGUUGAACCAGAAGAAGGUGCCAUAUUGAAGAAGGUCAAGGAGGAGGCCGUAGUACAGAGACCUCUUAGACCCAAGAGAACGGCUGCUGUCAAGUUGGAGCCCAAAGCUGAAUCAGUGAGUGCUACUAUCAAGAAGGAGCGUAAGGUAAAGAAAGAGCUUGCUGCGAACUCUGUGUCAAAAGUCAAGAGGGUGGUGAAGCCCAAGAAGCAACCCAAGGAGAUGAAGCCUGCCAAGACAAAGAAGGUGGUCAAGAAAGUGAUCAAGAAGGAACCAAAGCCUAUGAGACAAAUAAAAUCAAGAAUCAUCUAUAAGCUUCCACCUGAAGCUAGUAUCUACUUGGAUGAUGCUAUGCGAGGUAGAAUAUUACGAGCCAUGAAGCAACGCAUGUUUGUCAUGUCGCGAGAGCUGUCUCCUCAAGAUGACACUAUUGAAAAUUUUGAGGUCAUUGGAAGCAUUGGCAAUACUUACACGGUGACCAUUGGUAAUGUCAUUUCAUGCUCAUGUAUGGACCACAUAAUCAGACGCACACACUGCAAACACAUCCUGAUGGUCUUACUCAAAGUCUAUCGUCUUGGAUUGGACAGCCCAAUGUUCCAAAGCUUGCGUACCUCAAAUGAAGAUCGAUUGCGUGCUAGAAGUGGUGGCCGCAAUGUUGACCAUUCCGUCUUGGUACCCACCGCUAUCCGCGAAAAGAUCCUCAAAUUGACAACUGGGCAUUCUGAAGCCCACUCAACUGAACAAGUCAACGAGCGUCGACCUCUGGAUACGUCUGAUUGUCCUAUCUGCUUUGAGGAAUUCGAACAAGCCAAGAUCAACUUGAUUGAUUACUGCAAGGUCUGUGGUAACAACAUUCAUCAAGAGUGCUUCAAUAUGUGGAAGGCAUCCAAGGGCAGAGAUGUUACCUGUGUCUAUUGUCGUGCUCAGUGGGUAUCUCCUAAUGCCAAUAAUGGAGCUACCAAGAAGUCUGCUCGUCAAUUGGAUUCUGCACAUCGCUUUGAAGGUAGAGCUAACUUUGCUCAGGAAUUGGGAAUGGAGCGCAAGAGAGACACCUCAACCUACAAAACCUACCGUGGCUAUCAACUCUCUUUUGAAGGUGAAUAA
Molecule: messenger RNA, 1218 nt
Organism: Mucor velutinosus
Lineage: Eukaryota; Fungi; Mucoromycota; Mucoromycetes; Mucorales; Mucoraceae
Gene: FEN1
Product: Elongation of fatty acids protein 2
Exons: 3
Coding region: 1-1218 (405 amino acids)
Molecular function (GO): zinc ion binding; ubiquitin protein ligase activity
Source: RefSeq, a predicted model, not a curated record